Molecule: messenger RNA, 772 nt
Organism: Camellia sinensis
Lineage: Eukaryota; Viridiplantae; Streptophyta; Magnoliopsida; Ericales; Theaceae
Source: RefSeq, a predicted model, not a curated record
GAGGUCUGUUGCAGUGGUCAAUAAUUCAAACAGAGCAUCGGUUAUCAGUUAUUGAGUGUGACGAUGCUUUUGCAGAUGGAAAGAAAUCUGAUGUCCCCGGAUAUGUUAUUUUAAAUACCUCAAAAGGGUCAAUAACAAUCGAGUUAUACAAAGAAGGCUCUCCUGAGGUGGUUGAUGCAUUUAUUGACUUAUGUCAGAGGGGGCACUUCAAGGGGAUGCCUUUUCACCAUGUAAUAAAGAACUUUGUGAUUCAAGGAGGUAAUUCUGAUAUACCUGGAGCUACAGACGAUUGGACUUUGAAAGUAAAGCAAAACAGCCAACUUGAAACAAGCAUGAAGCAUGAGGCGUUUAUGCUUGGUACUACAAAGGCUAAACAUGACAAAGAGGGAUUCGAGCUUUUUAUUACGACUGCACCAAUCCCUGAUCUAAAUGAGAAGCUGAUUGUGUUUGGGCGGGUCAUUAAGAGAGAGGAUGUUGUUCAGGAAAUUGAAGGGGUGGAUACGGAUGAACAUUAUCGACCUAAAUCUCCAAUAGGAAUCAUCAAUGUGACUCUGAAAGAGAAGGUUUGAAGGAGGUUUUAUCAGUUUAAAGCUUCUUUCAAUGGCAUGGUUUCCCCAUCUUAGAUGCCAACGUGCUGAUAAUCACCAAGCAAGCAAGAGGUUUAUGGAAAGUAUAAAUUUUUAGUCCAGGGUCGUAAGAUGGGUCAAUGUGAACCUCAUAAGUUGAAUUUCGGUUGUACGAAUGGGAUGGAAGACAAUACGUACGAGCGAGU